AUGUUUUUUGAAAAGCUGUAUGCGUCCAUGCAAGAAGUCAAUGAGCCACUUUCUUCUGAACAGUUGAGAAUUCUUCGUGACCAAUUGGAAUCAGAAAAGCCUAAUGUGAACCCUCAAUCAGAGUUCAAUUAUGCUUGGGGGUUAGUGAAGCUGGACCAUCACAAACAACAGAUUGACGGACUCCAUAUCAUGGAAAGAUUAUAUAAAGAUGUUCCUGAGUUGCGCAGAGACUGUUUGUAUUAUUUGAGUUUAGGUUCAGUUAAAGUAGGUGACUAUAUUAAUGCUAGACGGUACGUGGAAGCUAUGUUGAAGAAGGAACCUAAUAAUUCACAAGCAUUGGAGUUAAAGAAAACCAUUGAUGAUAAAGUUACAAACGACGGUUUAGUUGGCUUGGGAGUUUUGGCUGGUGCCUUGGCAGUGGGGGUAGGUAUUGCUGGUGCCUUAAUGAGAAGGAAGAAAUAA
Messenger RNA from Lizanozyma spartinae, 462 nucleotides. RefSeq lists its product as uncharacterized. Lineage: Eukaryota; Fungi; Ascomycota; Pichiomycetes; Serinales; Debaryomycetaceae. Gene Ontology annotation, biological process: mitochondrial fission; autophagy of mitochondrion; peroxisome fission. Gene Ontology annotation, cellular component: mitochondrial outer membrane; peroxisomal membrane. Bases 1 to 462 code for a protein of 153 amino acids. The transcript has a single exon. The record is from RefSeq and is a predicted model, not a curated record. Gene Ontology annotation, molecular function: protein binding.